AGCGCCAUACUCCUAGAGAACGGAGAUCCUCAAUUCGUGUUCUCGCCGAGAAAUGCUCCAUGGAGAUACGAAAGUGCGGUGCUGUCAGAACAUUGGCCAUUAGACGAGCAAAGGUUUUGGCCUGGGAAGAGCUACGAUCUCAAAGGAUAUAUGGACAUCAUUGUCGCUGGCAAGGAGCAUCCUCGGUAUGGUCGGCCGAAUAUCCUUACUCUGCAAUAUCUGGACGAAGUUGCACGUAUUAACCAGUAUAUAAUUCACAAUAUUACUGUGCCAGUCGACAUUGACGGAAAGCACUACGAGGCUGCUUACACUGAUCUCUGUAUGUCGUACGAUUGGGCUUGUUACCAUAAUGAUCAUCUUACGAUGCUGAUGCCCAAAACUCGUUGGGGUAAUUUCAGUGGUCCUAUCGCUGAAUUUGCUAGCGACAUCAUCAACAAUGAGGUCAACAUUACGUAUCCUAUAGGAUGGAGAGGAUCAGAACCAAUCUACUUCGGAGCUCUCGUGGGUCGACCUCACCUAGUAGACCGAGAAGGUCACUUUGACCAUGCAAUUGCUCUUCGACUCACGUACAACGUACGAGAAGAAAAGGUAUCAAAACACAACCUCCCUCUGGUAUGUACCUACGAAACUUCGUGGUUUGCUCAAUACAUAAGUGAGGUUCAAGAUCUGGUGGAAUUUGGCGUUACUCAUAACGAAUCACUGCCGGAAGGAUUGCAAGACGUUGCAGACACCUUGACGCCUAAGUUCGUUGGGACAUGUACCAUUUUAUUCACCUUUUGCUUCAUGGUAUCAGUAGUUCUGAUCAAGCAUGGAAAUGGACUGAUUGGAAUCGACUGGGUCCGCAGUAAACCUAUUGUUGCAUGUGCAGGUAUACUGUGUCCUCUACUAGCAGUUACAACUUCUUUCGGAUUGCUGCUUUGGUGUGGCGAGCUCUACAAUGCAAUUGUUAAUGUGUCGCCAUUCCUCGUUCUCUGUAUUGGUAUUGACGACCUCUUUGUCAUGUCGGCGGAAUGGCAUCGAACAAACCCAGAUCAUUCACCAGCUCGUCGCAUUGCUGAUACUCUUUCGGAAGCUGCUGUUGCCAUCACAAUCACAUCUAUCACUGAUAUUAUGACAUUUGGCAUUGGCAUCCUCACAACACUUCCCGGUGUGCGAAUGUUCUGUCUCUACACCUGCGUUCAGGUUACCUUCACCUACAUUUAUCAGAUCACAUUCUUCUCACCAGUUUUGGCUUAUGCCGCUGAAAUGGAAAAUAACGGUACUCAUGCUUUGUUAUUGAAGAAAGCCAUAGAACCGAAUGAAACAGAGUCAAAGUGGAAACUAUUCUUCAUGGCCGGUUCGGUGUCCCGAAAAUCACUGCAAAGUAAUAGAGCACCGAUGGCGGAGAAAAUUCCAGGUGGGCAUUGCUCAGCUUCAGAUGAAAGGAUUAUACUUUUACAGCAUUCUGAGCAGGUGCCGCAUGAAGAAACAUUCGUGAAUAAGUUGUUCCGCGAGAUAAUCGGUCCUUUUCUUCUCGAGCGCAGCACGCAGGUAUGCGCUGUUUUACUCUAUAUCCUCUAUAUUACGCUGGCAAUUAUGGGCUGUCUGAGUAUCAAAGAGGGUCUUGACCCACGGUUUCUCGUGAGAGAAUCUUUUUAUCUCAGCAAUUUCUACAAAUUGAUCUACGAAACAUUCUGGUACGAGGGUAAGUUCUUUACUACAAUUUUGGUUCAUUUGAAUGUAGCAGCAGGAAUGUCAGUUCUGUGGGUGUCGGCGAAGAAAAAUGAUUCGCCUCAGUUAUCUAACGUUGUACAAUCCUUCGGUGUAAUUGGGCCCGUGGAUGGGAGAGAAGGUUAA
Molecule: messenger RNA, 1836 nt
Organism: Haemonchus placei
Lineage: Eukaryota; Metazoa; Nematoda; Chromadorea; Rhabditida; Trichostrongylidae
Source: the annotation of a GenBank genome assembly